This is a messenger RNA of Trichoderma virens Gv29-8, 753 nucleotides long. RefSeq lists its product as uncharacterized. The record is from RefSeq and is a predicted model, not a curated record. The coding region runs from base 1 to 753 and encodes 250 amino acids. Gene Ontology annotation, biological process: carbohydrate metabolic process. The transcript is spliced from 2 exons. Lineage: Eukaryota; Fungi; Ascomycota; Sordariomycetes; Hypocreales; Hypocreaceae. Gene Ontology annotation, molecular function: zinc ion binding; aldehyde-lyase activity.
AUGAACCGUGCCAAGGUCAUUGUGGAUGCGGCGUACGAGGGAGGCUACGCAAUCCCGGCCGUCUGCUGCUACAACCUUAAGGCUGUAGUGGCAACAAUUCGCGCGGCUGAGGCCAAGCGCUCACCAGCACUCAUACAACCCUUCCCAUGGUCAAUUGAAUAUGCAGAUGGGUUGCUUUUGCACGCAGCCGCUGAGGCUGCAGAUAAGGCAAGCGUACCAAUCGGGGUACACAUGGACCACGCGCAGGACCCUGAAAUCAUCCGGCGAGCAGCAGACCUGGGCGGAUUUGACGGUAUCAUGGUAGACAUGAGUCAUUAUGAGCGUGAUGAGAAUAUGCGCUUGAGCAAAGAGCUAGUUGAGUACUGCAAUGCUCGCGGCAUCAUCACCGAGUGCGAGCCUGGUCGAAUCAACGGCACCGAAGAUGGCAUUCAGGACACAGAGGACUUAGAGGAGAUUUUGACAACGCCAGAACAAGCCGAGGAGUUUGUCGCGCUGGGGAUUGACUGGCUUGCACCUGCUUUUGGUAACGUGCAUGGCGCAUAUGGACCAAAAGGACCUCAACUCGACUUCCCACGGCUGGAGAGCAUGGCCAAAGUGAAUAUUAACGGGCCGGUGGCUGCGGCUUAUAUGGAAAUUGGUGCUAGACUGACGGGUAAGGAACCGCUGACAACGGUGAUGGAAGAACAGACAAAGGCGAUGCAAAAGGUGAUUGAGGACCACAUGGACUGGCUCAAGUCAGCCGGCAAAGUAUAA